Brassica napus (rape) is the source of this 4598-nucleotide messenger RNA. RefSeq lists its product as uncharacterized. The record is from RefSeq and is a predicted model, not a curated record. NCBI's taxonomy places the organism in Eukaryota, Viridiplantae, Streptophyta, Magnoliopsida, Brassicales, Brassicaceae. The coding region runs from base 3046 to 4359 and encodes 437 amino acids. The transcript is spliced from 4 exons.
AGAUAAAACAACAUUUGUUGUUCUUAUCAAGCCAUGGCUUAGACUGAUACUUUCCUCUGCUCUCAGACCUUGCUCUUCCAUGUUUGUUGCUUCCUCUUGAAUCAACAUAGAGACCUUCGGCACUUGGUCUAGACUGGCUUCGACUUUCAGUUUACUCUCUAUCUUUGGACCUUGUAGCUCUUGUUACUUCAUUCAAGCUGAGACUGUCCCUUCCAUACUUGAGUGUUCCUUUAGUUGGUCAUACCACUUGUUGGGGAAAAUUCUAACUUGACCUUGUAUCAAACAAACAACUAUCACUUGCUAGUUUUGAUACUACUUGUUAGGUUUACCCAUACACCUAACUUUCCUACCCUUUGAGUGUUAAAGCUUGGAUCUUUGUGAUGAAAACAGAAACUUAAAGACAAAAGAGAUUUGUUCACCCAGUUUCCUUUUCGGUACCUCUGGAGUGGGAUCUCUCUCCCACAACUUCCACUAACAAGCAAAGCUUACAAGUUCCAGUCACUUCUUACUUCCUUGAGAAUGACAAAGGAGAUUACAGAAGGAGAGUACAAUACCAAAACACUCUAAGAACACAAAGACUCGAACUUUGUUUCUUCUCUUGUCUUUAGUAGCUCUCACUCUCUGACUUCUUCUCUCUUGUCUCCUUCUUGUUCUUUGCUCAGUUGCAGAUCCCUUUUGACUGCCUUUGAGCUUUUUGCUUACCUCUCUUUCUAGAUCUUGUGGAGUUUCUCUUGUCUUCUCCUAUUUCUUGGCUUGGUUUCUUAGGUUUAGAGGAGGCACAAGAUAUAUAUAGUGGUAUCUUGUGUCCCAAAACCCUAGUUUUAAUGGGCUUUAAAAACACUGAGGCCCAAACAUAACAGCUUUCCUAGAGCAUCAAUGUGCAAGAUGCAGCCUUUAUGCAGCCUUUCUGAAGUGGUCACUUCAGUGCUCUAGGAAACUUCACCGAUUUACAUAUAACAACAAAGUGCUUAAGACAUGUUUCUGAAGUGGGCACUUCAGAACACAUACCAAAUGCACAUAACCAACAAUCUCCACCUUGAGCGUUUGGUCCCUUGUGCUUGUGCGUCCUUGCGCUUGCAACCUACAUCCAACCUACCAUGCCUUGUAGGUACUUGCCCCCACUUCUUUGGGGUUCUCCUUUUCCUGAGGCGAAAUCAUUCGUGCCUCCUUCUCUCAGCUACUCCACCUGAGUCAAACUACUUGCUUCAACUUCUUCUGAAGCUUUCCCUCAACUGCUCCACCUGGAACAUGUGUCUCUAGUUACACAGUUCCAGAAUCUCCUCCAGGUAACUUUCCCCGCUGUAACUUAACCUUCCAUCUCCAGGCUUUAGACAAACUAACUCUACCCAGUUAAUUCGAUCCUGCAAGAUUCACCAUAAGCCUGCAUAGUUACCUGGGUCUGUUUCCCCCUUUAGUGAGCGUUGAGAAGUAUGAAGCCUUGCUGCAACUCCUGACUCGGUAUCCUCUUAUCCAAGAAGCCUCCCUUCUUACUCCUAGCAUGCUUCUCAUCUUGGGUAGAUCUUCCUGCUUUUAUGAUAGACUCAUAUUCUGCUUCACUCACUUCGAACAGAAACCUUGUGACUGCUUCAAUCUCAUCUAAGCCCGUUGCAUUCUCUGAGCCUGAGAAACUACUAAUGCAACACCUAAAAUCCUUCUUGAACUCAUCGAUCCUCUGAUUCCUCCUUCUUGAAGACUGUUUCUUGGUCUUCCCUUUGUCCUCUUGAGCUACCUUCAGUUAUACUCCUGAUUCCUCUCUGCUCACCUUAGACUCAUUCUCUCCUGGCCAUCCUGUCAUAGAAGAGCCUCCACCUUGAGCUAAUGACUCCUGCCACUUAUAGCCAUAAGGAGUUGGUCCUUGAAUCAGAUUCAUGCUGAAAGUCACAUUCCUUGACUUCUUCUUUUCAGCUCCCUUAACAGACUUCUCUGCUCCUUUCUCGGACUUCCUUGAUUCUAUACUCACCUUCUCUUCCCUUGGAACCUUCACUUCAGUCUUAGUAACCUUGCCUUGAAGGUAGGUGAUGUGAGAGACAAGGUUUCACUUCUUAGAUUUAGGUUAGGUCAAGAGAGAUGAAUGAGAAUCGUGGGCUGAAUCCCGUAAAUAAACUUGAAGAAUGAAUAUGAUUUUAUUGAUGAGUUGAAAGAUGAUGAAUACAAAGGAAUGUAUCUUGAGAUGAUUGCUAAAGAAUACGUAAUGCUUUUAAUCUAGUACAAAAGUUGAUAUAUGGAAAAGAGAUCCCCUUUGUCUUUUAUCUUCUUCAUCUUUAUAUAGUCUAGGUUUCGUUGGCAACCCUUCAACUGUUCUCCUAGAUAUUUGGCUUCAAUUACGGAGCUCGCUUUAGGCUCCUCUUGACCGAGUCUCUUAAGGUGUUAGCUCACUUUCUGUCGUGACCUCUGCUAUGAUGUCUCCCAGGUCCAGUCGUCAGCUCGGCUUUCAGCUCCCUUUGUUAUGAUGGGCUUAUCGCAACCCACAUGCUAGCUCACGCUUAUCGGUACCUCACCUGAGGGUCAUAUUCGGGUCCAACAGUUGCCCCCAGCUUCCGAAUAAAAUCCUUUGUCUCGGAAGCUAGAAUCUAGCUAUCGAUCUUAUCUUUUCGUUAAGAUAAUGAUUAGUUCUUAUCCUAUUUAGAUUCAGCUUACUCGAUCUAACGGUCUUUAUUACGUUUGGCAGAAUCUAUGGUUCAGAUGGAGAGGGUUUGAAAUGACUUUUCCGAAUCUCGAGAGGUGAUGGGAUAUAAAGCGGUGAACAUUAACUGCUAGCCUUCCACUUUCUCCACGCCUCCGUUCGGUUUUCAAGAAAUCGAAGAUCCCCCGAAGCUCUCUACCAAGCUCACCAGGGCUCUAUACCGCAAGUUGCAACAGAGUCCCUGUACCUGGGUGGCCUACACCACUUCUCGAAUAAGUGCAGCCAGAUUCCCAGAUACCUACAACGCCUCUUUCCAAGAUCCCAUUCCUGCUGAGAACCUUGAGAUUUCGGCAGGCGAUUCGGUUGUAUCGAUCUCAACUGGUGCUAGUGCUUCGGGAACUGAAAAGUCUCAGCCAGGUGACAUGACUCUGCGACCGUCAUUCCGUUCUAGGGGUAACCCCUCUAAAGCUGCCAGUGCUUCUCGUGGAAGCGACAGGAACCAAGGAGGAUCGUUCCUUAUCUCAAUGAAGGAAGUUUUGGACGACGGAGGAUCCAAACCUGUUGUCGAGACUACUCCAACUGAGGUUGUAGCUCAGGAUGCUGCUCCUCUCCCUGAGGUCCAGGUGCCGGAGGCUGACUACCAGGCUCCGAAGGGUACCUCUGAGAUCGAGCCGUCGAGACACAAGAGGCCCAGGAUCGAUCAGGGCGGAGCUUCCAUCCGUUCUUCUUCCUCGUCCUCUAGAGGAGGGACUGUUGGGUGGAGCUUUACCCAUUCGAAGCCUGGGUCGAUCCUGGAUGACUCUUGGGGCCUAGCUGCGAUAAUGAGGCACCUGAAGAGCGUGGGAUGUCCCCUUCCAGCGCUCAAGGACCUGACUAACCGAGAUGAGUAUCUCGAUAUUGCCCACUGUAUGGGUCAGUUGGCUGGGGCUGUUAACAGGGCCCAGCUCAGGUUUGAGAAUGCUCUGUGUGCUGCCCCCAAUGCUGGUGAACUUGCUGAGGUUACCGAGAUGGUUAAGGCAGCCAAAACCGAUCUUGACCAAGCCCGGGUUCGAAUUUCUGAACUCGAAGCCGAAGUGACGAGGCUAGGCUCGAAGGCCGAUGCUCAGCAAGGAGAGAUCGAGAGUCAAAAGCUCGAUAUCCAGGUGAAGAGCAGGAGGAUCAAUGAUUUAGAGGCUGCUCGAAAGAUAGCUGAGCAUCAAGUACGUGAGCUCAUUGCCUCAUCCCGGGAUAGCCAGAAGAACAAGGAAGCUGAAGUCAAGCUGGCUGUCAGGGAAGGGAAGAAAGAAGUCGCCGAAGCUUACGGCAAGAUCCUGGUCUGUGUUAAGGAGAAGUUUGCUAGGAAGAAAGAUGAGGUCGACGCUUUGGUGUACGCUCAGGAGCUCCAAGCUAAUGCCGACCUCUUGAAGGAUAUGCUGAACAACAAGAUCCAAAGCGUUGAAGAGGAGUACAACCAAUUGGUGGCCUUAUUACCAGAAGCGACAACUGCGUAUGAGAAGGCUCAAGUCUCUGACUUCUCGGUCAGCAAGCUUCCUCUUCCCCAGAUCUCGGAGAGUUCAGGUACUUUCGAGAUUAACAUGUUUAAUCCAUCCUUUUCUGGGGAGUAUGGCUCUAAUUUGGGUUUGAUGGCUCCUGACUUAGCUCCAGUCGAGGCAGCAAUAGGAGGUGACGGCAAUGUGGUCGAUGAGGGAGUUCCUGCCGGUGCUGGUGAUCCGAUUCAGGAAGAGAAGGAAGAUUGAGAGCUACGGCUCUUUUAACUUUAUGUUUUGUGUUUUUAAGACUUCGGCCUAAGGGCUUUGUUUCGUUAUGUUUUGUGACUUAGUGCCUGAGGAGGCCUUUAAACCUUAACGCUUGCUGGAUUUCAAUAGCCUGGGGAGGUUUUUAAACCCUUUCUUAUGUUUAAAUCGUGGCUAUUAUUUCUGUUUUAAGUUUUUGAACUUAACCUCGUUUCAUUUAAUCAUAGUGAUUGCGAAUCUCA